AUGAAAUUCACAUCAACCACGGCCUCAGCAGCCGCUACCAUACUCGCCCUCUCCAGCAUCGCUUCAGCCGCUGCAACACCCUCAGACCUCAUACAACCCCUCUUCAAUACCACCAAGACCGCAAACAUCUCCAGUGCCGUCUUCACCGAUCUUCCUAUUCUCUCUGUCCCUUCCCUAAACACAGCAACCACUCACAUCACGGCCACCAAGAACAUCUCCAAAGCCAUCUUCACCGCCCUCCCCAUCCUCUCCAUCCCAACCACCCUCGUCACCGCCACGAUCCCCGUCAACACAACUACCGCCACAACCAUGCCUGCACCACACGUACACGUCCAAGCCGACGCCAAAUCCGACUGGGAGGAGCUUCCCGCCGGAAUGUCUAUGGGGAAAUGUAUGGAUACUCUACACGAGUGCGGGAAGAAGAAGGCUGGCGUGUGCUGGUUGGUUCCGGUGCUUAAGAUGUGUAAGAACUGUGUUUGCUAG
Messenger RNA from Lithohypha guttulata, 483 nucleotides. RefSeq lists its product as uncharacterized. The record is from RefSeq and is a predicted model, not a curated record. NCBI's taxonomy places the organism in Eukaryota, Fungi, Ascomycota, Eurotiomycetes, Chaetothyriales, Trichomeriaceae. The transcript has a single exon. The coding region runs from base 1 to 483 and encodes 160 amino acids.